AUUACAUUCAAACUAAUAUUUUUAUUUGGAAGAUAAUGAUUUGACUUACUGCUAAUUCGACAAACAUGAAUGGUGGCGCUCGGAACUGUCAAAAGUUCUUUUACUUCCGCGCAACAUGCCGUUCAAGAGGUUUGUUGAAACUGGUCGUAUAGCCCUAAUCACCGAUGGUCCUUCCAAAGGAAAAUUGGUCUCAAUUAUUGAUGUCAUCGAUCAAACUCGGGUUCUGAUUGAUGGGCCGGAAACGGGAGUACGUCGUGGAGGAUUGCGAUUAAAUCAGUUACAAUUAACAAACUUCCGUAUCAAGUUUCCGUACACCGCUCCCACUUCAAUCGUCCGUAAGGCGUGGGCCAAAUACAAUGUAAAUGAGAGAUGGGCGAACUCUACUUGGGCCAAAAAACUUUUGGCAAAAGAAAAGAGGCAGACCCUUACCGACUUUGAUCGUUUUAAACUUGGCAAAGCGCGUAUAAUUAGGAACAAGAUGCGUACGCGUGUGUUCAACCGUAUGAAGAAUAUCGCUGCAGAAAACGGUACAUUGUAUGGCAAACAUAAAAUGUCCAAAAAGCAGAGAGAAAAAUAUUUGAAAAAGGGGGACGCCAAACCCAAAACCGAUAAGAAACAAGCCAAGCCUAAGAAGGCGGUUAAAGCAAAAUAAUUUGUAAUAUAAUCUUUUAUAUUUUAAAUAAAGACAAAACCUUAUGGCUUAA
Messenger RNA from Photinus pyralis (common eastern firefly), 704 nucleotides. It is a transcript of the gene RpL14, whose product is annotated as 60S ribosomal protein L14. The record is from RefSeq and is a predicted model, not a curated record. The transcript has 4 exons. Gene Ontology annotation, molecular function: structural constituent of ribosome; RNA binding. Gene Ontology annotation, cellular component: ribosome; cytosolic large ribosomal subunit. Gene Ontology annotation, biological process: translation; ribosomal large subunit biogenesis. Lineage: Eukaryota; Metazoa; Arthropoda; Insecta; Coleoptera; Lampyridae. The coding region runs from base 116 to 652 and encodes 178 amino acids.